Molecule: messenger RNA, 285 nt
Organism: Daldinia childiae
Lineage: Eukaryota; Fungi; Ascomycota; Sordariomycetes; Xylariales; Hypoxylaceae
Product: Tubulin gamma chain
Exons: 2
Coding region: 1-285 (94 amino acids)
Source: RefSeq, a predicted model, not a curated record
AUGAGCCAUCGUGUUAGUGGUCUAAUGUUGGCUAACCACACCAGUAUCGCAACCUUAUUUAAACGAAUUGUUCGCCAAUAUGAUGGUAUGCGGAAACGCAACGCUUUCAUAGAUAGUUACAAGAAGACAGCACCCUUUUCAGAGAACUUCCACGAAUUCGAUGAGGCUAGGGAAGUAGUGACGGACCUAAUUGCUGAGUACGAGGCAGCUGAAGAUGCGAAUUAUCUAAACCCCGACGAAGGGGAAAAGGCGACAUCUGCAGAGACGGACAAAAGAGUCGCGUAG